Messenger RNA from Stylonychia lemnae, 1620 nucleotides. The record is from the annotation of a GenBank genome assembly. Lineage: Eukaryota; Ciliophora; Spirotrichea; Sporadotrichida; Oxytrichidae.
AUGAAGCGAGCAAUCAAGUAAAAUCAAAAGAUUUAAUAAGUCUCUAAAAUCCCUCCUAAGACCACCUUCCCUCAGACUGAAUCUAAGUUAGGUUUCAUCUAGAAUUCCUCAAUCUAAAGUGCUAACUCAUAAAAGAGUGGAUUAGUUAGUGGUUAGACUGCCUACAAAAGAGUUCUUAAUGAUAGUAAACUCCUCGGCUCUAAUAACAUUACUCCAAAUCAUCUUAAUAGUAGUAAUCAGAUAAAAAAUAUCCCGCAUUAAUAAUCCUUAAAUUAAUCGAAUAAGCAACAAUCAGGCGGUAGUAAUCUAAACAGAUCUGGCAUCUCUUCCAAUGUCAAGAACGAUUUGAGAGCCAAGUACGGCAAGAAGGAUAAAAAGAUUACAGAUUUAUCCGAGAUUCUGGGUCAGGAUAGUGAUCAUAUCCCACUCAGAGAAAUUGAGGUCUAGAUUGAGCUUAGUAAUCACAGCCAAACAGUUAUCUAAACUCCAUUCAGCAACAAUAUCAGUAUGCUUAACAAGAAGGAUAAUAGUCCUAUCUCACUUAGAUACGCAAGUCGGGAUUUAAAUUUGAGUCCUAAGGAUGCAGCGGUCUUGGCUGAGUAGUAAAUGCUCCUCCGAUCUGGAAACUCAGCUUCUCCAGACAAUAAAACUGUCAUUGAGAGCAUCAUAGUAAACGCAAAAUCCUCUUCAGCCAAGCAAUCGAAGAAGACUUCUCCCCUCUCCUCUGGCAAACCCUCACCAAUCUUGAAAACAGUAAGCAAAUAAAACAAAAAGAUUUACUCAUCUGGGAAGUUGAUGAGAAACAGUCUUGGAUUCAUUGAUGUCGAGGAAGAAGACUCUGAUGCCCAGAACCAAGAGAAUGGCUUGGACGGCAGAUUGGUUUUCAAUGACAUUUCCAUUAAGGAAAACUCUAACAUCAUCCUUAACUCCAACAAAAAGCAUCACAACACUGCCUUGAAGUUUGAAAAGUUAAAUGCUAAGCCUCAGCAAGUGCACCAAAACAGCCAAGGCAAGAAGAAUCAAGCCAGAUCUGGCAACUAAAAUAAUCAGUAGUCGUCUCAGUCUGGAUAAACUAAGCGCAAGUCACCUUCAGUAGGAGAAAUCGAAGGUUGUGCUAAUUUGUACUCACUUAAGAUCAGUGAUAUUACUGAUGCAUUGAAUGAAUUCACACAGCAUGAGGAAGCAAUCAACAAAAGCUUCAAAGAAUCCCCAAUCGACUUCAAGCAAUCAGAGAGAGGAUGCCAUGGUGCAGGAGACAAUGAAUUCCAAACACUUAUCCUUAACCAAACCAACGCUACAAGCAGUGGCAUCUAUUCCCAUGACUUUUCUUUAAUCAAGGCUUCACCAGGUACUUCAGAGAGAAAUUCUUUUGGCGCAAAUGAAUCAGUGAAAAGUAUUAACACUAUUCAACCCCCAUCCUUUGCUUUCACGAGAAAGGUGGAAGUCAUUGAUCAAUUGAAGAAGAGCAUUUUGGUAGAAGGCCGCGUCUUGUGGGAAGUGAUGUGGAAAGAAGCUGGAAAAGUAACAUUUGAAAGUGAGGAGGCCUUGAAGCAAAAGCAUGGCUUUUAAUUCGAACAGCAAAAGCAGAAAUACCUACAAUCUAGGGAGCAAAAGCAGUGA